AUGGCCUCCAGACUCAUUGCUCGUCCCCGAGUUCUCCCCGCUCGGGCGCUGCAGACGCAGACUCGCGGCAAAGUGACGGCGCCUUUCCGUCUGCCCGCCGCGCGCAACGAGCCCAACCCCACAUACACCCGCGGGUCCCCCGAACGGACCAAGGUCGAAGCCGCCCUCAAGAACCUGCGCGCCCGGCUGCCCGUCACCAGCGACGUCGUCUACAACAACCAGGUGCAGGCCACCACGCAGUCGACCUCGCAGCCCCUGCCCGCCGAGCAUGCGGUGCAGUUCACCAACUACCCCCAUGCCUCGCCCGAGCAGGUGGCCUCGGCCAUCGACUCCGCCCUGGAGGCCAAGCAGAGCUGGCAGGAAACGCCGUUCGUCGACCGCGCUGCCAUCUUCAUGCGCGCCGCCGAGCUGGCCACCACCAAGUACCGCUACGAGCUGAUCGCCGCGACGAUGCUGGGGCAGGGCAAGAAUGUCUGGCAGGGUGAGAUCGACGCGGCGGCCGAGUUGGCGGAUUUCUUCCGUCUGAACUGCCAUUACGCUGCGGAGAUUCUGGAGAAGCAGCCCGAUCGUGGAACGGAUGGCAUGUGGAGUCGCGUGGAUUACCGCCCCCUUGAAGGUUUCGUCUACGCCGUCUCCCCCUUCAACUUCACAGCCCUAGGCGGCAGUCUCGUCUCCGGACCCGCUCUGAUGGGCAACGUCGUGCUCUGGAAGCCCUCGCCCGCCGGCAUCUACGCCAGCACGAUCGUGCACCGCAUCCUGCGCGAGGCCGGGCUCCCCGCGGACGUGAUCCAGCUGGUUCCCGGUGACGCAGAGGAAGUGACCAACGUGGCACUGUCGCACCGCGAGUUCGCGGGUCUGAACUUCAUCGGCUCGUCGGCCGUGUUCCGCCAGCUGUACGGCCGCGUGGCGCAGGGCAUUGCGGCCAACACCUACCGCGAGUUCCCCCGCGUGGUGGGCGAGACCAGCGGCAAGAACUUCCACCUAGUGCACCCGUCGGCGGACAUCACCAACGCCGUCAACCACACCAUCCGCGGCGCCUUCGAGUACCAGGGCCAGAAGUGCAGCGCCACCUCGCGGCUAUACCUGCCGGCGUCCAAGGCGGACGAGUUCCUGACGCAAUUGAAGGCCGGCGUCGAGCGCAUCACCAUCGGCAACCCCGACAAGGACAUGGGCGCGUUCAUGGGCCCCGUCAUCCACCGCGGCUCGUUCGAGCGCAUCCGCCAGGUGAUCGACGAGAGCAACGCCGACUCAUCCCUCAAGACGCUGGCCGGCGGCACGUACGACGACUCGGUGGGCUUCUACGUCAAGCCCACCGUCUACCAGGCGUCGUCGCCCGACCACGCGCUCUUUGAGAAGGAGAUCUUCGGCCCCGUGCUAGUCGUCUACGUUUACCCCGACGCGGAGUGGAGCGGACUGCUGAAGACGGUGGACCAGUCGGGCGGCGGGUUCGCGCUGACCGGUGCGAUCUUCGCGCAGGACCGGAAAGCGCUGCGCGAGGCGGAGGACAAGCUGCGGUAUUCCGCGGGCAACCUGUACCUGAACUGCAAGACGACGGCGGCGCUCAUCGGUCAGCAGUCGUUCGGAGGCGCCAGGAACAGCGGUACCAACGACCGCGCGGGCAGCUCGGAUCUGCUGCGUCGGUUCACCAGUCCGAGAUUGAUCAAGGAGGAGUACUUCGAGAUUGACGGAUUCGAGUACCCGAGCAACCAGUAA
Messenger RNA from Aspergillus affinis, 1713 nucleotides. Its product is annotated as putative pyrroline-5-carboxylate dehydrogenase. Gene Ontology annotation, cellular component: mitochondrial matrix. Bases 1 to 1713 code for a protein of 570 amino acids. Gene Ontology annotation, molecular function: L-glutamate gamma-semialdehyde dehydrogenase (NAD+) activity. The record is from RefSeq and is a predicted model, not a curated record. Lineage: Eukaryota; Fungi; Ascomycota; Eurotiomycetes; Eurotiales; Aspergillaceae. The transcript has 3 exons.